This is a messenger RNA of Penicillium cosmopolitanum, 297 nucleotides long. RefSeq lists its product as uncharacterized. The transcript has a single exon. The coding region runs from base 1 to 297 and encodes 98 amino acids. The record is from RefSeq and is a predicted model, not a curated record. Lineage: Eukaryota; Fungi; Ascomycota; Eurotiomycetes; Eurotiales; Aspergillaceae.
AUGACGGAUCAACCUGAUUCCCAGCUCGAAGUCCCAAUUAACAGCCAGGGACGGCUUGUUCCCGAUCUCAAGUCACAUCAGCCGACCUAUAUUGAACCUUGGAAGGUUCUUUGCUCUUUGUUCGACUCCGCUGGCGCGGCCCGCUCCGACCGUUUCCAGGAACCCGGUCACUGGUGGGCCGGCCGCGGGCAAAUAACCGGCAUGAGCAGCUGGAGGUGGGCCUUUUCUUCCCCCUUUUCAAUCUUGAAAUUUACAGGUCUUGUCCCUCCCGAUAGCCCUAAUGACGAGACCGAAUAG